AAACUAAAUUUGAUAUUAUAAAAUUUUUCCAGAAACAAAAGUAACGUUGAUUACUCGUUCCGACGACCAUAUACAUGUAUACUCGACAUGCAGACCGUACAUUUAAGAAAAAAAUCGUUCUCAAACUAGGCUAACACAAUGGUUGUCCGAGAAGUUGUCCCUGAAAAGUACGAUGAACUUGAUCAGAAGCUAGAGAGAGAACUUCCUCUGUCCAUUUUUGGAUUGGUCCACUUCCGGUUAAUGAGGAGAAAGUACCUUUUGAAAAAGAAAAUGGUGUUGGUGGACAGUCGGCCUGACUUCUCUGUCCUUGUUAUCGUGGAUAGACAGAGAAGUGAGACUUGGUUAAUAUCUGUAUGCUUCUGUAAAGGACCUGGAUUUGCACCCAACCUAGAGAUUAUACUUGAAUUUGUCUCCAGAGAGAUAUCGCCACCUCAAUAUAUUGUUGGUUGUACCUCUGACGUCAUGGACGCCCUCAUCAGUGCACACCAGUCGGCAAGUAGCCGCCCCUUUCGACGAAAGUACGCUGAUGCCAUUGUUUAUACAAUGCCUGCUGAAAAUAUUGUUCCUUUACCAAUUCCAGACGGAUUCCAUAUAUCUGAACUAAAUGACAUCCAUACAGAGAUUGUACACAAGUCAUGGCCUUUUACAAGCAACGAAAAGUGGAUCCAGUACCUAAUCACUAAUUUCCAAUCAGUAUUGAUCGAAACAGACGACGGACGUCCCGUGGCCUGGAAAUUUCAACAGGAAUAUGGUGCUGUAGGGAUGCUGCUUGUUAACCCCGAAUAUCGGAGAAGAAAACUAGGAAGCAUCGUCACAAGAACCUUGGCGGAAAAAAUGACCAAGGACAGACAACUUGUGUUUGCCCUCGUUGAGGAAAAUAACGACAUUUCGAUUGCAUUUCACGAGAAAAAUGGUUAUGUGCGCAUGCCUUUUAAAGUUUCUUCUAUGGAGUAUUUUCAAGAAGCGAAGGAAAAUAUAGUUAAUGUAAAGCCUUAACUUUUGUUAAACACAAAAAAUACAAGUGUUGAUGCAAAUUUUGAAUAGCACAAAAUUUAUAGAAUAUUUAUAAUUAAUAAAUCAUCUAAGUCGCUUGAUGCUAUAAAUUGGUUCCGUUUGAAUAAAAGUAAUUUUCUUAUGUGCUUGUUUUUA
This is a messenger RNA of Magallana angulata, 1149 nucleotides long. RefSeq names its product glycine N-acyltransferase-like. The record is from RefSeq and is a predicted model, not a curated record. Gene Ontology annotation, molecular function: glycine N-acyltransferase activity. NCBI's taxonomy places the organism in Eukaryota, Metazoa, Mollusca, Bivalvia, Ostreida, Ostreidae. The transcript has 5 exons. Gene Ontology annotation, cellular component: mitochondrion. Bases 139 to 996 code for a protein of 285 amino acids.